Molecule: messenger RNA, 1707 nt
Organism: Peniophora sp. CBMAI 1063
Lineage: Eukaryota; Fungi; Basidiomycota; Agaricomycetes; Russulales; Peniophoraceae
Source: the annotation of a GenBank genome assembly
AUGCUACUCACAUGGCUCCUUCCCAGCGUUAUCGUCGCGCAGAACUACAGCGUUCCUACUGGAUGGCAGAACACCGCCUCCAACGUUAGCCGCGUCGAGCGGCUUAGCAUCGCCUCGGGCAUUGCCGAGGAACUCCGGCAUAGGGCCGAUCCAUCGACAGGCGCCACAACAGAUUCGGCUACGAAUGGAACUGUAUGGAUCAUGGCCAUCGUACUUGCCGAUCUGGACCGUCUCAGCGGGAACACCACCUCCGAAGAUUCUGUCAACAAUACGUUGCUGCUCAUCGAGUCUGGGCAGGAGCGUCUGGAUGGUGUCAAUACCGAUAACGCUGGUUUUGGGCUCGCAGAGAUGUACGCUUAUCUCGCGUAUGGGAAUAGCUCUCGCUUGGAUAUGGCUCGGAGCAUCUUCGAUCUCAUCUACUCUGAUCUGAUCACGGAUACUGCCGUUCAAAGCAAUAAAUAUCCGCGGCCGAUCCCGACGACAUGCCAAGGAACACUCGGAGGGUUGGUCUUCAAUACUCAUAGCAAUGCGAGCGACCUGACUGUCUACGGUUUCGCAAUCGCACCAUGGAUAGCGCUAUGCGCUCGUCUGUACGAGACCACGCAGAACUCGACGUAUCUGGAUGCAGCCGAAGCGUCGAUACGGUUCAUGCAAACAUACAUGGUCAAAGUCGUCGAUUCGGGGAUCGAGAUCUACCACACUUUCAAUCUCACUGGGUGCGAUACACUGUCAGUGGCUGCAUCCGCACCAUCGGGGGACGAUGUUGGACGGUAUAUCGAAGGGCUGAGCAUCGUCGCUAAUGUCACUGCGAAUCAAACUUACAGUCAGAUGUUGGAUACCCUCGUACCGGCCGUUGUCUCCUUCCGAGACUGGCAUAGUGGUGAAGGGAUCCUUACGAAAGAUACUACGACAUUCCCUUCGAAAGGCUCGUUGAUUCGCGGCCUCUUGGAGGCACGAUUGAGAAAUCCUUCAAACACUGCCUUGGGUACUCUCAUCGACAGCUACCUGACUGUACAGUUCAAUGCGGUGCAAACCAAUGCGAAGCUUGGCAGCAACGACUACGCGAUAUCAUGGCUCGGUGGCGGCUCCUCAUCAUACACUACGGUAGGCAACGAGGAGGCUUUGGACGUGCUAAACGCUGCGAGUGUGAUAGCACCUGUGGACGCCUCUCAGCCAAACAAGACGUCAUCCACCAAUCAUCGAAGAGCGUCUGCAGGCAUCAUCGCCGGCGCUACCAUUAGCGGAAUCGUAGCACUCGCGGCAGUCGCUCUCUUGCUAUGCGUGCGCAUACGGCGCAGAAACCGGACUGGCGAGGCGCCGGUUCAUAAUGACGGAAUCGACGCCGUGAGAGGUGUUCCGGCGGGUCGGGCGGCAGCGCUGAUGCCCGAGCCGUUCAUCCUACACACCUCUCUGCACGAUCAAUCAACAUUGGUUUCGGAGAAAGGACGAUCUCAGCAGCGCGCGAGGGUUGCACAGGACACCCUGGGCGACGCAGGGGAUAAUGUGCCAUCAAGUCCUCCGUCAGAUCAGGAUGUUAGUCAGAACUUGGGCGCACGGGAAGUUGGAUCAACAGACAAUCAUCCUGAAGCCUGGGAUGACCUGGAGAGACGAUUGGAGACGCGGUUGCUAAACAACUUGAUGAGAACAUUUGCUGGACAUGGAGAGACGGAGAGCAAUCCCCCGGAGUAUGAUGAGCCGCGGAACUGA